UGACAGUCUUUUACACGUGCUGCUUUGGACUUUCAACACUUUAUCAUGGCUUCGUGGCGAGAAUAAUCAACAGUUUCGUUUUUUUUCUCUCCAAACUUCGUUUUUGUGCUUAAUUCGCGCGAGUUGUUUGUGAGAUUGAGUUCAUACAGAAUGGAGAGGUACGACUGCGGUCCUUUCAGCAGGGGUACCACAGACGACUCACUUCCCUGAGCUGAUGGAGCGGGAAAUAAAAGGCUAAUUCUUUUUGGUUGUAGAGGUAAAGGAACAAGAGGUGAACGGCGGGAAGGUGCUACCAUGGAGGGCCUUGUCUGAGGUGGAUUCAUCAUUGUACUCCUGAUUGACAUCUGAAUUAGCAUAACAUUUGAGUGGUAACAAUCAUGACUGAAAGGGCAACCUUUGGGGCUCAGAGGGUCUCACGGCCACAGGGCUCACUCCCGCCAGAACCCAUCGACAUUAUCCGGACAAAAGCCAGAUCCAGAAGAGUCCGGAUUAAUGUGGGUGGGCUGGUCCAUGAGGUGCUAUGGAGAACCCUCGACCGACUGCCGCGAACCCGUCUGGGGAAACUCAGAGACUGCAACACCCACGAAACCUUAAUGGAGAUCUGUGACGACUACAGUCUAAAUGAUAAUGAGUAUUUCUUUGACAGGCACCCAGGUGCCUUUUCCUCCAUUUUAAACUUUUACCGAACUGGCAAGCUACACAUGAUGGAAGAGAUGUGCGCUCUGUCUUUUGGUCAGGAGCUUGACUACUGGGGCAUCGAUGAGAUCUAUCUGGAGUCGUGUUGCCAGGCACGGUACCAUCAGAAGAAGGAGCAGAUGAAUGAAGAGCUGAGGAGAGAGGCUGAAACUCUCAGGGAGAAGGAAGGAGAUCAGGUGGACACGGGCUGCUGUCCAGACAAAAGGCAGAAGCUCUGGGAUUUGCUGGAGAAACCAAGCUCUUCUGUAGCGGCCAAGAUUUUGGCCAUAAUAUCAAUUCUGUUCAUCAUCCUUUCAACCAUUGCACUGUCACUGAACACCCUGCCGGAGUUACAAGUGACUGAUGAAUUCGGCCAAUCCAACGACAACCCGAACCUGGCCCAUGUUGAAGCCAUUUGCAUCGCCUGGUUCACUAUGGAGUACCUUCUGCGAUUUUUGUCUUCACCCAACAAGUGGAAGUUCUUCAAAGGGCCUCUGAAUGUGAUCGACCUGCUGGCUAUCCUUCCUUAUUACGUCACAAUAUUCCUCACCGAAUCCAACAAGAGUGUCCUCCAGUUCCAGAAUGUGCGCAGGGUAGUUCAAAUCUUCCGGAUCAUGAGAAUCCUGCGAAUUCUGAAACUCGCGAGACACUCGACUGGUCUCCAGUCUCUUGGGUUCACUCUUAGAAGAAGCUACAAUGAACUUGGGCUUCUGAUAUUGUUUUUAGCCAUGGGCAUCAUGAUCUUCUCCAGUUUGGUGUUCUUUGCUGAGAAAGAUGAAGAUGCUACGAAAUUCACCAGUAUUCCUGCUUCAUUCUGGUGGGCAACAAUUACCAUGACAACUGUAGGCUAUGGGGAUAUCUAUCCCCAAACCCUUUUGGGCAAAAUAGUGGGUGGUCUCUGUUGUAUCGCUGGUGUGUUAGUGAUUGCUCUGCCCAUUCCCAUUAUUGUGAACAACUUCUCCGAGUUCUACAAAGAGCAGAAGCGACAAGAAAAGGCUAUCAAACGAAGAGAAGCACUUGAGAGGGCCAAGAGGAACGGGAGCAUUGUAUCUAUGAACCUGAAAGAUGCUUUCGCUCGCAAUAUGGAGCUAUUGGAUGUUGUGAUAGAAAAGAAUGAGGACAAGGGCGCAGACAAUCAUCUUUCACCCAGUCGCUGGAACUAUCCAAAGAACCCAAACCCUGACUCGAAAUAUCAAGAAAUAGGUCAGUUGGCUUCUCCAGAACGAUUAUUCAAACCUACUUCAAGCCCUCAGCAUCUGAACGCGAAAUCCCUUGAGCAAAUGUACAACCAGAUGACGGCUGCCUCAUCCGUGAGCAGCAGCGGACAAUCGGCUUCCAAAGCGAUCACUGUUGGAAGAGAAGAAGAGAUGGAGAUGAAAGUAGUGCAGCGUGAACCACGGCACAAAGAGAGACCCAACACUGAGAUAAGAAGCCUGUCCAGCGUUGACAGUUUCGCCAGCUGUGCCACAGACAUCAGUGAGGUAGAGAGAAGCGCGCUACUGCCAAAUUUGGCAGGAGCGCAGACAAGGCACCCACGUGCUCCUCCGCCGCUCGACCUCAGCCAGAUCACCUCCCUGGAGAAACGGGCUCCUGAGAAAGCAAAGCAGCCCGCGAUCAUCAAAGAAGGCCUCUAUGAGUUUGUCCAGUGCAAGUCAGACAGCAGCGCCAUGUCACAGGGUGAGGAGAACCAAAGCUUUGAUCCGAGUGAUGAAAACAUCCGGAGCCCCCCACGAGGAAACCAAGUCAAAGCGAAGGGACUCAAAGUGAACUUUACAGAAUCUGCAGACGAAGGGGUUUCCAAUUUGCACUUAGUCGUGACGGAUGACGCAGCCACACCGACACCAAAGCUACCGGUAUCUGAUCCAUUACUGUUGGUGGGUUCUCCUCGGCACACUCCCAGAUCCCCAGGGAAAGGCUUUGAAGGAGAUGGAGCCACAAGCUCUCCAGGUUUCAGCCUGUCAUCUUCUGAAAGCCAAAGAGGGAGAAACCACGUCGAUAGAGCCGCAGUUACUCCCACCUCCCCUAAAAGUGCACCAAACUGUGCAUUUUCCACGGUUGGUGCCAUUGGAGCAGAAGACAACAUUCAAAGUGGACAGAAGGUGGACAACCACCUCCUUUCACCUGAUAUUCUCAAGUCUUCAGGGGAGGGAGGCCGCUCACCACCGUGUGAAUCUAGCAUGUGAUGCGAUGUGUUGCAUUAACAUGUUCACAGAACGAAUGCAUCAAAGUAUGUGGACAGAAAAAAAGCAUACUGAUGUAGUGAAGGGGAUUUCCUUUUGUCUUUCUCCGGACUGCAUAGCCGCAGAGAUUGACUUUAUGAUCCUGAGAGAGAAGGUCUGCACUCAAAUUCAAGAGCUUAGUGACAUUCAUACAGAGGGAGGACAUUAAAAAACAAAGCAUACUCUUAUUAUUCUAUCAUUAUUUUUUAACAGUAAGACCCUCCAUGUGAAGUAUUAGUAAGCAGAAUCAUAUAUCUUUUGAAUCAUAGACCGAUUCAGACAACUGUGAUAAGAUACCACAAAUGGUUCAUUGUCAUUUACAGGCCACUGAGCAGUUGUUGUGCAUUCACAAUACUGUAACAUUUGUGUUGGGUUUGUUUAAUAGUUCUGACCAAAAUGCUACCAGCGUAAUUUGGCAGUCAGCAUUUGACUUGAAAUAAUAUUUUUGAUCAAACUAUGCCUUCAUUUGAUAUUAUUCCUCAGCGGUCAUAUGUGAAGCAACACGAUUUUCAGUUCUUUCUGCAUAUGUGGAUCAAAUCAAAUCCAAUUUUUAUCUUUAAUCAUCCCGUUGGGAAAUUAAUAGAAAAGAGAGAGAGAAAAAAAACGCACCAAAAUAAAAUAAGUCAGUACUAAAUAUUCUGAUAUCUAUAUGAGCAUGUCCGUUUCAGUGAAACACAGGUUCAAGUGUUUCCAUUUGCAUCAUUUUAAAGUUGAGCUAUAGUCUGCAAAAAAAAAUACUACAUACAUUCUUUAACAUAGUUUAGCAUGGUUACUGCUGUGGGCAGCUCUCCACAUCAGUGAAUCUGUAUAACAGUAAGGAAAGAUCAUUGUUUGAGUUGCCUUCAAAUCAGAAUCAGCUGAGGGAAACCUGACAGCCAUAGUAAAUCAACUAUGCCCUCUGCUGGAUGAAGGAAAUGGCACUUUAUUUCUACAAGAUGUCAGCUUGACUGGAUGGGAAUAUUGUACAUUAAAGAAUGUUAUUUUAAUGUUCCUCUCUUGAUGUGCAAUACAGUUGACCGGGUAACAAAGAGGUCAUUAGAUAUCAAAAGCUCAAAGCAGAACCCUGAGUGUAUUAAUUGUAUAGUAACUGUACAUUCAAUACAUUAUCAGCUACAUUCAUUUAGUGUAGAAACACAGGUACACAAGUUGGCAACCAUACUUAAGUGAUUUUUAAAACAAGGCAGGAACACAAAACCUAUUUUAAGUAUUAAAAUCUGUGCCUUUUCAUAAACAGUCAUUUAUGAGAAGGCGUUAAGAUCUUUGGUUUGGUUCAGACAGGUCUGUACAGAACGUCCUACUUUAUAUAGAGUAAAAUAUGCAAAUAUAUUCAAAUUCUCAGGUUUUUUUCUUUAUUUUUUGUAAUCUUGAAAGCCCCAUUUCUGUAUGCGAAAAAUAUUGUUUGCUGUUCAUAAAGUAAUGGAACAGAACACUGGACAUAACUCAAGCGCUGAACAAUCAUCCACUUGCACAAGGGUUGAGCAUAGUUCAAUACAACUUUACUAUUGUAUGUACGUUCCAAAACAGACUUUAAUUUCUGCAUAUGAAAUGUUUUUCAUUAAGUUUGGAUCCUAGUUGAUAUAUCAGUGACAUUGUUUAUAGUUGUACAUCUUUACUUUGAAAUAGUAACUGCAUUGUUCCAAAUACCUAGAACGACCAUUAAAUAAAUGUUUGUACAGGA
Molecule: messenger RNA, 4572 nt
Organism: Carassius gibelio (silver crucian carp)
Lineage: Eukaryota; Metazoa; Chordata; Actinopteri; Cypriniformes; Cyprinidae
Product: potassium voltage-gated channel subfamily B member 2-like
Exons: 3
Coding region: 378-2858 (826 amino acids)
Biological process (GO): protein homooligomerization; potassium ion transmembrane transport
Cellular component (GO): voltage-gated potassium channel complex; membrane
Molecular function (GO): delayed rectifier potassium channel activity; protein binding
Source: RefSeq, a predicted model, not a curated record